AUGGAGUCAACUCAGUCGAGCGUUGAUGAUAUUACCUGGCAUAUUUACGUGGGAACUCUUACGACUAUUGUCCCUGCUACUCUUGCUGUGAUUCUGAGGUUCCUUGCUCGCCAUGUCUCUGACGCGGGGUUUUGGUGGGAUGAUUAUACUAUUGCCAUGUCGUUAGUCGUCAGUUGGGUUAUAGCCUCUCUACGGUGGGCGCAGAUUUCGAUGGACUACUAUGGUCCCGAUGCUCAUUCCCUUCGUGCGGAUCAGGUUGAAGGGUUUGGAAAGAUGUUCAUCGCGAUUCAAUUACUAUACGUUCUCAAUGCCGCUCUCACCAAAACCUCUCUACUUCUUCUAUACCACCGCAUAUUUGGUGUGGUUCGGGGCUUUCGCUGGGUCCUGUGGGUGUCUGGAAUCUUCGUUGGCGCAUGGUGGAUGGCUGGCACUCUCUGCAUUAUCUUUGAAUGCUGGCCUAUCGCCAAACUGUGGACCCCCAACCUCCCUGGAAGAUGCAUCAGUAUUGGUGCAUUUGGGCGCUGGAAUGGUAUCGCGAAUAUCGUUACUGAGGUCCUGGUUCUUUGCCUUCCUUAUCCCAUGGCUUGGCGAUUACAGACAAGCGUGCGGCAAAAACUGAUCCUAACUGGUAUUUUUCUUAUGGGAACAUUUGUCUGCUUCGUGUCUAUUUUUCGAGUGAUAAGCUUUGAUUAUGAUAACCUCGGAGAUGGCACUUAUAAGACCAUUGGACCGUCCACCUGGUCUUCUAUUGAACAAUCUGUCGGGAUUAUCUGUGCUUGUCUGCCAACCAUGCGACCUCUUUUCAGGUGGCUAUCUGGUAGCUUUAAGAAAGACACAAUAAAAAGAGACAGCACUCUGUCAAUUUUCCCAAAGCAAACUAUAUUGUCUUGCCGAGCGGGUCCUAUGGACGAAGAGAACGCCUGGGGACUUGAAGAGCCUCCCAUUCAAGAGCGUAUCAUGGAUCAAAGCGAACAUGAUAGAUCAUUCUCUCAACAGACAGUGGAGACGUCUGUUUCUGUAGACUUGCAGCAUCGGCCUGAGUCUUUUGCAUGA
This is a messenger RNA of Penicillium odoratum, 1053 nucleotides long. RefSeq lists its product as uncharacterized. The transcript is spliced from 4 exons. The record is from RefSeq and is a predicted model, not a curated record. The coding region runs from base 1 to 1053 and encodes 350 amino acids. NCBI's taxonomy places the organism in Eukaryota, Fungi, Ascomycota, Eurotiomycetes, Eurotiales, Aspergillaceae.